AAGUACUCCAUGACACAUACUCGGAGGAAGUCCCUUCCCAUGCUGAAUUCAGGCCCCACUGGCCACCGAGAGCCCCUGCAGAUGGAAGACAGCAACAUGGAGCAAGGGGCUGAGGGUGUGGAGCCAGGCAUGCCUGAGAGCCCGGGGCACCCUGCAGGGCGCCGCAAGAACUACCCACUGCGUAAGCGCCCACUGGUUCCCGAGAAGCCCAAGGCCUGCAAAGUGCUGCUGACCCGCCUAGAGAAUGUGGCCGGUCCCCAGAGUGCAGAUGAAGCUGACGAGCUGCCCCCUGACCUGCCUAAGCCCCCCAGCCCAACCCCAUCCAGCGAGGACCCUGGCCUCGCCCAGCCCCGCAAGCGGCGCCUGGCUUCCCUCAAUGCCGAGGCCGUCAACAACCUGCUGCUGGAACGGGAGGACACCAGCAGCCUGGCAGGCGCCCGCCGCAGUCGAGGGGGAGACCCCCACCGCAGCCGGGACCGCGACCGGGCCGCUGGGGGCUGGUCUAAUUCCAAGAAGCGGCCCCGGCUGGCGGACCUCGGAGGAGGAAGUCGAGACCUGUCCCCAGAGGCAGCACCGGAUGAAGGUGCCCGCCGAGAUGGAGACCCAGCUCCCAAGAGACUGGCUAGCCUCAAUGCAGCUGCCUUCCUGAAGCUGAGCCAGGAGCGGGAGCUACCCCUACGGCCGCCUCGUGCCCACGCAGAAGCAGAUGGGCGCUCCACUGAGCCCCUGGCACCCAAGGCCCUGAGGCCAAAGUGGGCCAAAGUGAAUACCAAGAACUAUUUCAAGGCUCGGCAGGGGACUGGCUCUGCGGAGGCUACAGGGCCACCUGGCUGGCAAGGGCGCCCUGAUGAGCCAUGGCCAUCUGCCACACCUCGUGGGUCAUCCGGCCAGCCACCUUACCAACCCCUGAGCAAGGCCCUGGAGAGCCCCUUGCGGCUGCGCCCCCACCUGCCCCUACUGAUGGGUGGGCAAGCAGCCCUGAAGCCAGAGCCUGGGCGCCCAGGCGAGGAGUCACCUGCCCCCAAGCAGGAACUGCAUCAGCCUUCUUUCCCCACACCUCAGCUGUCCCCCCUGCCGAUGCCUGGCAACCCUGCCGACUACAGUGGCCUGUGUGUUAGGCCUGAGCUCCCUGCAGGCAACUUUUACCUGUACUGUGGCCAAGAUGGGCUGCAGUGUGGGGGCUACUCCCCCUGCCCCAUGCUCCCAGAGGGCAAGCUGUCCCCAAUAGCUGCACCUAACGAGGGGCUCCUCCUGGCCCCGAGCUCAGUGCCCUCAGGCACCCCUUUUCAGCACCCUCCCUGGGGCUCCUCUCGCUACUGCUCUAGCGAGGACACUGGAGUAAAUGGCUACAGCAUCUGUGGAGUGUUGCCCCUGUCCCUCACCCACGUUGGAACUACCUGUGGUGGCUGCCCCUACAAAAUGCCUUUUGCAGCAGAAGGCUGCAGGUCCCUAGGCCAGCUGGAAUUUCCUCUCCCAGAAGCUGGACACCCUGCCUCACCUGCCCACCCCCUCCUGGGAUGCCCUGUACCCAGCGUGCCACCUGCAGCAGAGCCUGUCCCCCAUCUUCAGACACCCACCUCAGAGCCUCAAACAGUAGCCCGCGCAUGCCCUCAGAGCGCCAAGCCUCCCAGCGGGUCCAAGUCAGGUCUGCGCACAGGCUCUGGCUGCAGGCACACUGCAAGGAGCAAGGCUGCCCGCAGGCCCAGCCACCCCAAGCAGCCACGUGUCCAGCGCCCACGCCCUCGCCGCCGCCGCCGCCGCCGCACUAAUGGCUGGGUGCCUGUUGGGGCUGCCUGUGAGAAGGCCGUGUAUGUCUUGGAUGAGCCGGAACCAGCCAUCCGAAAGAGCUACCAGGCGGUAGAACGGCAUGGAGAGACAAUCCGAGUCCGGGACACUGUCCUCCUCAAGUCAGGCCCGCGAAAGACAUCCACACCUUAUGUGGCCAAGAUCUCUGCCCUCUGGGAGAACCCUGAGUCAGGAGAGCUGAUGAUGAGCCUCCUGUGGUAUUACAGACCUGAGCACUUACAGGGAGGUCGCAGUCCCAGCAUGCACGAGCCUUUGCAGAAUGAAGUCUUUGCGUCACGGCAUCAGGACCAGAACAGUGUGGCCUGCAUUGAGGAGAAGUGCUAUGUGCUGACCUUUGCUGAGUACUGCAGAUUCUGUGCCAUGGCCAAGCGCCGAGGUGAGGGCCUCCCCAGCCGGAAGACAGCACUGGUGCCCCCCUCUGCAGACUACUCCACCCCGCCACACCGCACAGUGCCCGAGGACACGGACCCUGAGCUGGUGUUCCUUUGCCGCCAUGUGUAUGACUUCCGCCAUGGCCGCAUCCUCAAGAACCCCCAGUAGCCUCCUCACGCCCACACUGGGGCUCCCCACGGGCAGAUGGGGCUUGGGGGAGGGGGCACUGCUUGAAGCACAGCACUUGGUUAAGGGGCCACAGGAGCCUGUGGUUGCUGGCCUGUGGUUCUCUUGGUGGGGGGAAGGUCAGGGGCCCCUAUGGGUUCUGGGCCCUAUGGGAGGGAAGGGGAGGCGGUGUAUAAGAAAAGCAUCAGAGCCCUCAGCUUGGCCCAGGGUACCUGUCUGUGGUCCCCUGGGUGGAGACUCAAAGAAGCAGUCUUCCCCGGGGCUGGGCCAAGCCUGAGGGACGUGGGGCCAUUGGAGGGGAAGGGGUAGAAGGAGAGGCAAGAUCCUUCAGGAACCAGGCCCAACAGGCCCUCUAGAGCCUCCCCCAAGCCCUCUAAGGGGGAAUGGGAGCCAGCUUUACCUCACCCACUGUGACCCGCUGCUUCCCCUCUGCCUGGGACCAGGCUCUCCCAGAUUCUAGCACAGCUCUGAGCUUGUUCCUUUGAGGCAUAGAGAGCCAGAGUCUGGCUUCCAGAGCAUAGACUUCCUCUUCCUGAACUCGAGGCCUUUCUCUGGCUUUCCUUCUUUGCCCUUGCAGUAGCCACUGGUGCUGGGACAAGUCUGCCCUGACAGUUGUAGGUGUGGCCCACUCAUGGGAGUCAGUCUCCUGUCCACCUCCCAGAGAGGGCCACCCAGCAGGCCUGGCUUCCCAGAAAGUAAACUGAUCAACGUGGGGUUUGUCACAUCUGGGAGAGCAGAUGGGUGCUGGGAGAGGGUGGGGGGCAGGGGACAAGGAAAAUUGCUACCUGAUUUAUUGAAGAUUUUUCCUCUUGCCUUACUCUUGGAGGUUCUAGGAAACCUCUUGCAGAACUUCACACAUGACUCUUCAAGCCACACCCACCUGAAAUCAAACCAAAGGAGUGCUGUGGCUCCCCUUGCCCUGCCACCCUUUACCUAGUCUUUUGUAGAUUGCACUAAUUUACAUCCCAGCGGAGAAUCAACACUGUAUCAGUCCACAGACCUGCUGAGCUGCAGCCACUCACUCUAGGAGCUAAGGACCUGCAUUUUCAGUUUGUUCCUGUUGCCCAGAGGCCCUGUUCUCACCUCAUGCUGCUCCCCAGAGUAGAUUAAGAGGCUCAGCCCCCUGUUGUCCUUGCCUGGACUAGGCCCUGGCCUUGGGACUCUUUGUGAGGGGGCUGGAGCAGCCUGGUUCUUUCCUAUUUGUACCAAAGAGGAGCAUGGUGGGGAGGGAGUGGAGUGCAUUGUGGCUUGGUCCUGGCGCUGGGAACCUGCUAGCCGAGCACUUCCGCAAGGGCAUACCCCCAGGGGCAGCAGCCAAAAAGGUCAGCAGUGGGUCCUCCCAGGGGCUGCGGAGGGAGGUGGACGUGAAUCCUGACCUCUCCCCGGCAAACCCGCAUGCCCUGUCCUUUCCCUUAGAAGAUGACUUGCUCCUGAUUGGUCAUUAGGCUUGGGUACAGCCUGGAGGCUUCAGAGGUGAAUUUAUGCUUGGGAAGCCUGGUCCCAAACCCGAAGGGAAGGGACUUGGGUCUCCUUGUAUUGAAUAAGCUGUUUGGGGGGAGGUGUCUGUGUGGGAGGACAGGGCAGUCAUUAAGAGAGGUUGGCAGAGUGGCAGCAGGGGCUCUGGAGAGCCAGCCUUGGAGCCUGCUCAUUCCCAGGGUGCUGGGCCCUUGCUGCCAAGGAGCCCAGCCUCGCCCAGCAGGAGAGGAGAUCAAGGCCCCUCCUCCCAGGAGGUAGGGGCUGCUGCCCAGAAUUUAAAUGCUUUUGAAAUCUCUUAGAUGUGGAAAUAUUUUUUCGAACCUGAAAAUGCAGCUGGUAGAAUUUCAAUGGAAGCAUAAUCCAUGUAAAAUAUAUUUUAGUUGAUAUUUUGUAAAAUGCACUUUUUGUGUGUGUCGAUCUUGGUUUCCCAGAUCUGUAUUUCAGUGUUUACAAGGGAGGGAGCACCUUUCCUCACCUCCCUUUUGACAGAGAUAGAAGUACUUCUUUAAGAAAAAAAUAAAUUUGAGAAAUUGUAUUGAUUUAGAAAAGGAUCAUU
This is a messenger RNA of Propithecus coquereli (Coquerel's sifaka), 4396 nucleotides long. RefSeq names its product bromo adjacent homology domain containing 1 (gene BAHD1). The transcript has 6 exons. The coding region runs from base 10 to 2346 and encodes 778 amino acids. NCBI's taxonomy places the organism in Eukaryota, Metazoa, Chordata, Mammalia, Primates, Indriidae. Gene Ontology annotation, molecular function: chromatin binding. The record is from RefSeq and is a predicted model, not a curated record.